This is a messenger RNA of Paracoccidioides brasiliensis Pb18, 507 nucleotides long. RefSeq lists its product as uncharacterized. Bases 1 to 507 code for a protein of 168 amino acids. The record is from RefSeq and is a predicted model, not a curated record. The transcript has a single exon.
AUGGCAUCACGUAACGAGGCGGGCGCAAGUGGGAUUGGUGGUCGUCUGUACACCUCCUCAUCGACACCAGAAGCACCUAGUGAGCCUACGAAACGACGCCCGACGUCCUUGGGCUUGUUUGGGUGGAUGACUGGGAGAGGUGGGACUGCCACUGCCGCUGCUGGCUCCACCGAUUCCACCUUUUUACACAAUAACAUGCCCGUACGAGAUUCGCCAACCCCCACGCAGCAGACGUUGAGACAAGCGCAGAUGCCCACGCCGACACCGCCCGCAACAGCAAGCAGCGCCUUGAAGCAUAGGCGGAACAGAAGCCUGAAUCAAAACCAGAAACCUGCAAAGUCUCCUGGCUGCACUGUCUCUGUGACGACUUACCCGGCCAGUGGUGGCGUUGAACUAUACGAUGUCGCGUCGUUAAAGGAUCCGGCCAUUGUAUCUGUGCAGGAUGACAGUGUGAUGGAGCAGAGGCCCUCGAGGUUUUCGCAUCGUCGGGCGUUGCGGAAGGUGUGA